AUGGUGUAUGGAUCGCAGCAGCAAACUCCGGUGCAGCAGAGGCCGCCGCAGCAGCUGGCGCAAGGCAACGUCAGCAGCCUGGCAUUCGGCAUGGACACCGUACAGCAGAGCGCAACAGCACAGCGGCCGGCGCGCCCUGCCGCAGCGCAGAGUUACCCCAACUCCAAUUUCAUCCCCGUUGCCGGGUCUGUCGUGACACCGCAGCAGCCGACUCCUCAGCAGCAGCAGCAGCAGCAGGAGCAGGUUCGCGCUGUGCGCGCUGCGAUCAUCCAGCAGCAGGGGUCAAACCUAGGGCUUCCCCAGGGGUAUGGCAGCCCCGGCUACCAAGGGCAGGCCAUGAACGGGCAACGGCCGGGCCCACAAGUGGAGAUAGUGCAGCCUGAGGCCGAGGAGGAAGAGGUGCUGCCACCAGAAGCCAACCCCACACUGUUCCUGUCGGGCUUGCCUCUCAAAAUCACCAAACGCGAAGUGGCUCACAUUCUGCGACCCUGCGAGGGAUUCAAGGAGUUGAGGCUGGUGCAGAAGGUCGACCGCAACAACAAGGAUGUCAUGUGGUGCUUUGCCGAGUUCUCAUCCAAGCAACUUGCUGCUCGUGCCAUGAACGACCUCCAAGGGUACGCAGUGGAUCUGGACGACCAGGACAGUCCGACGCUGAGGAUCUCCUACGCUCGCGCUCUCAACAACCCCAAAGUGCGCGAGGGCCGGGCGGCCGCCGAGGAGCCGCGGUCGUCGACUCCGCUAGAAGUGCGCGUCGACCGGCCGCAGCCGUACCGACACCCGCGCAGCCCCCUGGACCCGCGCGGAUCGAGGGAUAUGAUGCGGGGGCCUGCAGAGCCGUAUGGGCAGGUGCAGCAUCACAGGGAGCCGGACCUGAUCCCGGUGGACCCCCGGAGGGAUGUGCGCGGCCGGCCGCAGCCGCGAGACGCCACUCCCAACCGCCGCGAUGCUUACGAGAUCGCUUCUUAA
Molecule: messenger RNA, 966 nt
Organism: Coccomyxa subellipsoidea C-169
Lineage: Eukaryota; Viridiplantae; Chlorophyta; Trebouxiophyceae; Coccomyxaceae
Exons: 7
Coding region: 1-966 (321 amino acids)
Molecular function (GO): mRNA binding
Source: RefSeq, a predicted model, not a curated record